UUUUUCUCCUUCUCGGAUGGGGCUAUUACCUGAGCAUUAUCCAAGGUUUCCUUGUUGUGUUCGUCGUGAUUUUGCUUUGGUUUAUCUGCGCCCAUUCGUAGCCCCGUACCGAUGAGGAGCGGCAAAGCACUAAGCAGGCCAGGCCUUUCAUCCUUACUCUCACAUUGCAUCGCAUGGGCCUCUCAAUAUCGUCUCUUUUCAACUCUCUUUCGUCGCUUGUACGGUGGAGCAAAGACCAAGAUGUCCGGAUACUUAUGCUAGGCCUGGAUUCUGCUGGCAAGACCACAAUACUUUACCGUCUGCAGAUCGGCGAAGUUGUUUCAACGAUACCAACAAUUGGCUUCAAUGUCGAGACUGUGCAGUAUAAAAACAUCAAAUUCCAGGUGUGGGACUUAGGGGGACAGUCGAGUAUACGGCCAUAUUGGCGUUGCUAUUUCCCUAAUACCUCGGCAAUAAUAUAUGUCAUUGACUCCGCAGACCAUACGCGGCUGACGACAUCACGGACGGAGCUGUUGACUAUGCUAUCGGAGGAGGAACUAAAGGGCGUUCCUCUUCUGGUUUUCUGCAACAAACAGGAUGUCGAGGGUGCCUUGAAGCCUGAGGAUAUAAGCGAGCAGCUGGGCCUGGCUGGUGGAGAAAAGUCACGACCAUGGAGUGUCCGGGGUAGCUGUGCAACGAAGGGAGAAGGCUUAGAGGAAGGCUUAGAUUGGCUGGUUAAUGUCAUUCAAAAGAAAUGAUGGUUGUGUGUACGUCCCAUUGUCUUUUGCCAGCAUGUCGUAUAGCUUUCCAUCGUUUUGCACUUUCAUUUGAACACUCUUUCUGUGGGAUAUAAGCAUUUAUAAUUUAGUUAUACCAGCCGUACUUGUAUAUUCAUGAAUUGAAUGGGACGAAGCUUCAGGCGGACCUUCG
Guyanagaster necrorhizus is the source of this 909-nucleotide messenger RNA. RefSeq names its product ARF/SAR superfamily. The transcript has 8 exons. Lineage: Eukaryota; Fungi; Basidiomycota; Agaricomycetes; Agaricales; Physalacriaceae. The record is from RefSeq and is a predicted model, not a curated record. Gene Ontology annotation, molecular function: GTP binding; GTPase activity. Bases 174 to 737 code for a protein of 187 amino acids.